Molecule: messenger RNA, 1456 nt
Organism: Capsicum annuum
Lineage: Eukaryota; Viridiplantae; Streptophyta; Magnoliopsida; Solanales; Solanaceae
Product: 2-methylacyl-CoA dehydrogenase, mitochondrial
Exons: 15
Coding region: 113-1351 (412 amino acids)
Biological process (GO): L-leucine catabolic process
Cellular component (GO): mitochondrion
Molecular function (GO): 3-methylbutanoyl-CoA dehydrogenase activity; flavin adenine dinucleotide binding
Source: RefSeq, a predicted model, not a curated record
UCAUAACUAGAACCAGCGCUCAUUAAUAACACCCUCAACCUCAUUUUAAAAUUAUAUAUAAAAUCAUCAUAGCAAAAGUCUCUUCUUCUUUUCUCUCAAACAAUUAUAGAAGAUGCAGAAAUUAUUUUCAUUGGGGUCCUUAAGUUCUGCCAUAGCCAAAAACUUCAAAUCCCAACAACAUCAAAGAGCUGCUUUUUCUACUUCUUUACUAUUGGAUGAUACUCAAAAACAGUUUAAAGAAAGUGUAGCAAAGUUUGCUCAGGAGAAUAUAGCCCCUUUUGCUGAAAAAAUAGACAGAACAAACAGUUUCCCGCAGGAGGUUAACUUAUGGAAAUUGAUGGGGGACUUUAAUCUGCAUGGAAUUACAGCACCGGAGGAAUAUGGUGGUCUGAACCUUGGUUAUUUGUAUCACUGCAUUGCAUUGGAGGAAAUUAGUCGUGCAUCUGCUGCUGUUGCUGUUUCCUAUGGUGUCCAAUCCAAUGUUUGCAUUAACCAAUUGGUGAGAAAUGGAAACCCUGAGCAGAAGCAAAAAUAUUUGCCUAAGCUAAUAAGUGGGGAUCACAUUGGGGCUCUAGCCAUGAGUGAACCAAAUGCUGGAUCAGAUGUUGUUAGCAUGAAGUGUCGAGCAGAUCGUGUGGAUGGUGGCUAUGUUUUAAAUGGGAAUAAAAUGUGGUGCACAAAUGGUCCUAUUGCUAACACUUUGGUUGUUUAUGCAAAAACAGAUUUGACUGCUGGUUCAAAAGGAAUUACAGCAUUUAUCAUCGAGAAAGGAAUGUCAGGAUUCUCAACUGCACAGAAGUUGGACAAAUUAGGGAUGCGAGGAAGUGAUACGUGUGAACUUGUAUUUGAGAAUUGCUUUGUUCCUAAAGAAAAUGUUCUAGGCCACGAAGGAAAAGGAGUGUAUGUAUUGAUGUCUGGACUAGAUUCGGAACGACUUGUUUUAGCAGCAGGACCUGUUGGAAUAAUGCAAGCAUGUAUGGAUGUUGUUAUACCUUAUGUUAGACAAAGGGAGCAAUUUGGAAAGCCAAUUGGUGAAUAUCAACUUAUGCAAGGAAAACUUGCUGAUAUGUACACUGCUUUACAAUCUUCAAGAUCAUAUGUCUAUGCUGUUGCCAAGGACUGUGACAAUGGAAAGAUUGAUCCAAAGGAUUGUUCUGGGGCAAUACUUCUUGCAGCUGAAAGAGCCACUCAAGUUGCUCUUCAGGCAAUUCAAUGUCUAGGUGGAAAUGGAUAUAUAAAUGAGUACCCAACAGGACGUCUAUUGAGAGAUGCCAAAAUGUAUGAAAUUGCAGCUGGAACUAGUGAAAUUAGAAGACUUGUAAUUGGUCGUGAGCUCUUUAAACAUCAGUAAUUAAAAAUUACAAUUAAUUAGGGAUCCUAUAUGAUUUAAUAUAAUCUCUUCGCUUCAAUCCAACAAAAUAAUAAUAAUAAUAAAGAUUGCAUGUUAAUCAAUAAA